ACACACUCCUGGAAAAGUAUCAUGUUGUAGAAACUCAGACAAGUUUUCCUUUCUGAUUGACAACCCAACUCUUUUCGCACUAGACACAAUUCUUUAGACUUCCGUGUACAGAGAGACCUGGAAGAUGGUUGAUUGUAUUGUUCGAAAUGAGUGAAUCACCAAGUGUUUCUGUGCAAGGCAUGUAGAUUUGCUAGGGCAUGCACAAUCUUCCAGGUGAUGGCUUUGAUGUUUAACUAUUCUCUGGUUGUAGAUGUGUGUGAUCGUUUCACCUCGGUACUGUAAUCUCUCUGUGAUGGAUAAAGGUGAUUAGACACGUCUGUAUCGGUUCUGGAUUCUCAGUAUGUGCAGGGUGACGAAGCGUUUCUGUCCACUUUGAGUGUUUCUGCUGGCAACCUUGAUGACAUCGAGGGGACGCUGCCAGGUCAGGUGGAAGUUUUGAAUCAAAUGCUUGUUCGAUGUGGUGGAGCUGGUGCAGCUGAACGGUUGCAGAACCAGUUGGCGGCAUUGUACCGGGAGAUUAAGGCUGUUGCUGAUGGAGUGCAGACGUCCCAAGUCUCAGUGGACGAGGAAACAGCCAAGAGCUUCAGAAUCGAGAAAGACGAGGAGCAGAUGACGGAAGAGGCCAGGCUGCGCGGUUGGCUCAUAGGACAAACAAUGGAGGUCUUCUACACUGUCCUGAACGUCUGGGUGUGCAUCCAGACUCACCCCAUUUCUCAGGAAGUGUCGGAGCAAAGAGGCGGUGAUUAUACGAUUGUAAGUCCUGGGCCAAAUGAGAAUUUUAGGCACUCAGUGUGAGAAGUCUAGAUCAGUGGUGCACUGGUCGUCAUGAUCUGAUCUUCGAGGACACAAUCCGCUUAGUCUGAUUGACUCUUGGUAAUUUCCACGUCAAUGGUUCAGAAUUUCGAGAACCAUACUUCAAAAUGUUUUGGUUACCAAUGCUUUGAAAAUUACUAAAAUAAUGUUUGUAUAUACACUUUGUACAUAAUAUUUGUAUUAAAUAUUGCGUAGUAAUUUAGCCAGGUCGUUCA
Molecule: messenger RNA, 1028 nt
Organism: Physcomitrium patens
Lineage: Eukaryota; Viridiplantae; Streptophyta; Bryopsida; Funariales; Funariaceae
Source: RefSeq, a predicted model, not a curated record